AUGGCCUCGGCCCAGUCGGAACAGUCCAGCGUCCUCCAGGAGGAGCUCACCUGUCCCGUGUGCCUGGACUUGUACCGAGACCCCCACCUGCUGCCCUGCGGGCACAACUUCUGCAAGACCUGCCUGGACCGCCUGAAGCGGCAGGCGGAGCGAGGCCGCUUCCGCUGCCCAGAGUGCCGCGAGAGCCACCGCUGCGGCGCCAGCUUCCAGAAGAACUUCAAGCUGGCCAACAUAGCCGACGACUACCGGCACCGGCGCAGGGCCACCUCCGCCGCCGGCGCCGCCGCCGCUUUGAAGUCCCGGGAGCUGCUCUCCGCCUCGCUGGCGGCGCCCCCGGCCAAGAGCGCCCUGGCCGUGCCGUGCGACUACUGCCCGCCGGCGGGCGCCGAGGCCCCGGCCUGCGGCACCUCCGGGGACGGACCCCCCGUUUCUCAGGAGGGCGACGACAGGCAGGAGGCCGCCGCCUGCGCGCCCAUGCUCGCAGUCAAGACCUGCCUGAAGUGCGAGGUGUCCAUGUGCCAGGAGCACGUGAAGCCGCACCUGGAGCUGCCGGCGUUCCGCGAGCACCCUCUGACCGAGCCCAUGAACGACUUCUGGAAGAGGAAGUGCCCCGACCACGAUGAGAUCUACAGAUACUACUGCAUGGAUGACAAGAUGUGUGUGUGCAAUGCCUGCACCAUAGAGGGAGGACACUCGGGACACACAAUCAAGACCCUGAAGAACACAAUGAAAGAUCUGAAGGGCACGCUGGACAAGCAGCUGUACAGGGUGGAGAGGAAGUACAGCCUGGCUGAGAAGAAGCUCCAGGAGCAGAAGGAGAAGGAGAGGCAGAACAAGAAGUUCAUGGACGACUCCGAGCAGUGCCUGACCCGGCUGGGCGAGGAGAUGAAGGCCAAGGUGCUCCGCUUCAUCGGCCGGCUGCGCGAGUGCACGCGCACGCAGUGCGACACCAACGGGCCGGCCAUCCAGAAGAACAUCUCCAGGAUCAGCCAGGACCAGGCCCGUCUCCAGGAGGUGCGCUGUGGCCUUGAAAGCCUCAUGCAGGAGAACGACCCCUUCCGAUUCAUCCAGGCUUACAAGACAGCAGGAAAACAGUGCCGCAGGCAGCUGAGGAAAAACAUGUUUUACCCCGAAUACGUCGACAUGGAGACGGAGGUCCUCGGAGUGAUGAUGGAGGAGGAGAUGAGAAAAUUCCUCGAUGAAGAGCUGCCGUGCCACAUAGUGGCGGCCAUCAACUCUCUGUGUCACCUGUCGGAUCCCGAGGAAGAGGAGGAGGAGCAGGAGGAUAACGAGGAAGAGGCCGUGGAGGAGGAGGAGGACGACGACGACGAAGACGACCUGGACGACAGCAGCGAGGAGGAAGUGAGGAGUGAGGGGGAGGAGGAAGAGGAGGAGGACGACGAAGAGGACGACAUACACGACCGGAGCGAGGCGGGCGACGACCUUUACAGCCCGGGCGAGGAAGACGACGAAGAAGAGGAGGAUGAGGACGGGGACGGGGAGGAUGAAGACGAGGAGGAGAGAGGCGUUUAACCGAGGAACGCAUUCAGGAGGCAUUCGGAUGCCGUGCGCGGAUGUGCAGAUGCUUUCACACUCGCCGGCGUCUCGCCAUCUGAAUGUUCCGAACUCCAGCAGCAGCCAGGUGUUUUGCCCCGACCCAGCCGGAGCCGGAGAAUCUCAUGCUAAACCCGUGAUGCUAAACAUAAAUCAGGUGCUCCAUGUUAAAUAUCUGCUGUAGACAAGUGCGCGCACACCGGAAUUUGAAUGUACCUCGGCAGAAUCCGGCCGGAGACGCCAGCAGGGGAAAAACUGUUGCACGUCUGCGGUGCCAGGUUUUCUACCACUUUGAUAAAAAAAAAGCUAUUUUACAAGAUGCCUAAACAGUGUCAGUUGUUUUGGAGGACUCACACACAUUUGCACAAACUCUCAGUCUAACUGGUGCAGAUAGAAGUCCAUCACACGCGCUGCUUUAGAAAGGACUCCUUAUGAAUUAGCCGCUUGUGACUCAAAGUUUUCCAUUUCCACAGUGAGCCUUUUAUUUACUGCUUUUGUCACGAUAUUUGUCAGCAUGUGUGACCUGAAACAAGCUUAAGCGACAAAUGGAUACGGAUCGACUUGAAGAAGUCCCGUCCUUUAGUUGAACACGGCAAGCCAAAGAUGAAGUGUUUGUGUGGAUGGAUCGUCUGCUUUGCAUGCUGUUUAGAUAGAUGGAAAGAGAGAAGUUUACUGAAUGAUUUUGCUCUUCAUAGUUUUGCUUUAAAAGCAGUAAAUGCGUUGCUAAAAAAAAGAGUUUAAUUUCAAUGCACAUUCAUUCAUUUAUAUUUAUGGAUAUCGGUUUCGGAUGGAAAUUCAAUUUUGCACACAAAUGUUAUGUUUGGCCUAGAAUUUUGAAUGUCAGAAACUGAUUUUCAUUUUGAUAUGUUUAACUUUAUGAGGGGCCAAAAUGACUAAUGAAUGGUUAAGUAUUAUUAAUAAAGCCUGUUGAAUGCAAAUCAGUUAAAUAAAACUUGUGG
Molecule: messenger RNA, 2513 nt
Organism: Menidia menidia (Atlantic silverside)
Lineage: Eukaryota; Metazoa; Chordata; Actinopteri; Atheriniformes; Atherinopsidae
Source: the annotation of a GenBank genome assembly